AGCAGAACUCGUUGUUACAUAACCGCUAGUUUCCUCUCCAGGCUCCAGGACGCGCCUCAUUUCACUGCUUCACAAGUACUUUCUACUACAUCCAGCCACUCUUUCGCGCCUCAUUGAAUUCAGAAAACUCUUUCACGAGUUUGAUAAAAAUGGCAUCAACCUGUUCAGGAUGUGGACCAGGUUACAAAAGUCCUCUGGAUGCCAUGAAAGGUCCUCGAGAGGAGAUUGUUUACUUGCCAUGUAUUUACCGUAAUACUGAAAUCCAGAAGCCUGACUAUCUUGCAACCGUUGAUGUCGAUCCCAAAUCUCCCACUUAUUGCAAGGUGAUUCACAGGUUGCCUAUGCCUAAUAUGAAAGAUGAGCUGCACCACUCUGGAUGGAAUGCCUGCAGCAGCUGUUUUGGUGAUGCCUCCAAAAAACGCAACCGACUUAUCUUACCCUCCCUGAUAUCCUCCCGGAUCUACGUUAUCGAUGUAGGAACAGAUGCCCGUGCUCCAAGACUUCACAAGACCGUAGAACCUGUGGAGAUGUACUGGAAAUGUGGCCUGGCUAAUCCUCAUACGUCUCACUGCUUGGGAAGUGGCCAAAUUAUGAUCAGUACCCUGGGCGACCCCUCUGGAAAUGGAAAGGGUGGAUUUGUGUUGUUGGAUGGUGAGACAUUUGAAGUGAUUGGAAACUGGGAAUUGCCCGGUGAAACAGCACCCUUUGGAUAUGACUUCUGGUACCAACCGCGCCAUAAUGUGAUGAUUAGCACUGAAUGGGGAGCACCCAAAAUACUCGCCAAUGGAUUUAAUCCUGAAGAUAUCAAAGCAGGUCACUAUGGACAAAGUAUCCAUGUGUGGGACUGGACCACUCACAAGCAUUUGCAGACACUGGAUCUGGGAGAAGAGGGUGCAAUCCCUCUGGAGAUCCGCUUUCUGCAUGACCCUGCUGCAGCUGAGGGAUACGUGGGCUGCGCACUGCAGGGCACCGUGUUCCGCUUCUACAAGACUCCGAAAGGCGAUUGGGCUGCAGAGAAAGUCAUCAAGAUUCCUAGUAAAAAAGUAGAAGGUUGGAUCCUACCUGAGAUGCCAAGUCUCAUCACAGACAUUUUAAUUUCACUGGAUGACCGCUUCCUGUACUUCAGCAACUGGUUACAUGGUGACAUUCGACAGUAUGACAUCACUGACAAGAGGAAUCCGCGUAUGGUGGGCCAGAUCUUUCUGGGAGGCAGCAUUCAAAAUGAUGGUCCUGUUAAAGUGCUAGAGGACAAAGAACUGAAACGGCAACCUGCCCCACGUAUAUUGAAGGGCAAGCGAAUACCAGGGAGUCCACAGAUGCUGCAGCUGAGCCUGGAUGGAAAACGACUUUAUGUGACUACUUCUCUAUACAGUGCAUGGGAUAAACAGUUCUACCCUGAGAUGAUAAAGCAAGGCUCAGUCAUGCUUCAGAUUGAUGUGGACACAGUGAAAGGUGGAUUGACUCUGAAUGAGAAUUUCUUGGUGGACUUUGGACUGGAACCUAACGGUCCUGUUCUUGCUCAUGAAGUCCGAUACCCUGGUGGAGACUGCACCUCCGACAUCUGGCUGUGAAAUAGCAGCUGUUAUUUCUCAAAAAUAUACAUGAAUUAAUUAUCCUUCCCUAUUGGUUAUCAGUAUAUUCAUCAUGCUUUGUAUUACUUCUGGUCUUUCCAAAUAUCACUGUUUGACUGAUGCUAUUACCUUUAUAAAAAAUUUCACAGAUAAACUGACACUAAUGAUUGAUCUGCAUCACAACAAAUUGUUUUGUCUGUGUCUAAAACGGCAGUCUUUUCAAUAAAAAUUAGCGUGCAAAAAAAAAA
This is a messenger RNA of Silurus meridionalis, 1819 nucleotides long. It is a transcript of the gene selenbp1, whose product is annotated as selenium binding protein 1. The record is from RefSeq and is a predicted model, not a curated record. The transcript is spliced from 12 exons. Gene Ontology annotation, molecular function: selenium binding; protein binding. NCBI's taxonomy places the organism in Eukaryota, Metazoa, Chordata, Actinopteri, Siluriformes, Siluridae. The coding region runs from base 150 to 1571 and encodes 473 amino acids.